Messenger RNA from Papaver somniferum (opium poppy), 1284 nucleotides. Its product is annotated as uracil phosphoribosyltransferase-like. Bases 164 to 1042 code for a protein of 292 amino acids. The record is from RefSeq and is a predicted model, not a curated record. Gene Ontology annotation, biological process: uracil salvage. NCBI's taxonomy places the organism in Eukaryota, Viridiplantae, Streptophyta, Magnoliopsida, Ranunculales, Papaveraceae. Gene Ontology annotation, molecular function: uracil phosphoribosyltransferase activity. The transcript is spliced from 12 exons.
ACAACAUGUGUAGAAUUACACAAAUUUGUAGCAAUUUUUAACAGAUAGCAUCAUUCAUGAUGAUGUAAGUCGGGGAUUACGUCUAUUUAAUCCCCCCCCUUCUUCUUCUUCUGCUACUGAAAAUCUCAUCUUUCCGAAUCUCCGCGCCAUUUCAUAUUUGGGGAUGGCGAAUUUCAGUGUGAUUCCAACUCCCGGUCCGCGACUCACGGCGAUAAAUACGAGAACAAUAAAGGAUUUCAACUUAUCCAAAACACCACUGAAUUUGUUUAUGAAAUCUUCGAUGUCUACAACAACUACUACAAGCAGCUCAUUGGGGUUUUCUCCUUCUGAUGGAAAUUGUAGAAAUUUUGUGGUGAAAGCAGCUCAAACACCAGUGAACAACAAGCCUCUUACUGAUGAUAGAAUGUUGGUGUUUGUUCCACCACAUUCAUUGAUUAAACACUGGGUUUCUGUUCUUAGGAAUGAACAGACUCCUCCUCCAGUUUUCAAGAAUGCAAUGGCUGAGUUGGGGAGGUUACUUAUCUAUGAAGCAUCAAGGGAUUGGUUGCCUACUGUAACUGGGGAGAUUCAAUCGCCAUUGGGCGUUGCCUCUGUUGAAUUUAUUGAUCCGCGAGAACCUGUAACGAUUGUACCCAUCUUAAGAGCUGGUCUAGCUCUAGUCGAGCAUGCUUCAUCCAUCUUGCCUGCCACUAAAACCUAUCAUUUGGGGAUAAGCAGAGAUGAGGAGACCCUAUUGCCAACGGUAUAUUUGAACAAGUUACCUGAAAAACUUCCUGAAGGAUCUCGUGUGCUUGUAGUAGAUCCAAUGCUAGCAACAGGGGGCACAAUUGUUGCAGCACUUGAAAUGUUGAGGGACCGCGGAGUUGAUUUCAAGCAGAUUAAAGUGAUAUCGGCCUUAGCUGCUCCUCCAGCUCUUCAGAAGCUAAGCGAGAACUUUCCUGGGCUUCAUGUGUACACUGGGACAAUCGACCCCACUGUAAAUGAAAAGGGGUUUAUAAUUCCUGGAUUCGGAGAUGCAGGAGACCGUAGCUUUGGAACAUAAAACAGUUGUAGAAGUAGGUUUCUUCUUCCAAGCUGUAGCUCUAUCAUCAGUUUUAAAAUAUUUAUAUUGAUCUAGAGAACCAGCUGAGGGCGGCAUUUAAUUUAUUUUAAUUGAGGUUUCUACAUUGCAGUUUCAAAGAACAUAAGUAUGAUGUUAGAUUGUGAUCCAAUUAAACUAAUACUUUGCAUAUAGGAUUACACAGUGCUUUUGGUGAAUGAAAACAGUUAGCACUUUACAGAACA